Cladocopium goreaui is the source of this 1062-nucleotide messenger RNA. The record is from the annotation of a GenBank genome assembly. NCBI's taxonomy places the organism in Eukaryota, Dinophyceae, Suessiales, Symbiodiniaceae.
AUGGGUCAGGACCCUUCGUCUGGCAGUGCUGCAAAACCAAGCUCGAAAGACAACAAGAAAACAGCAGAGCCAAAGGCAAAAGGAGCUCUCAUUCCCAACCCUCUGGUGCCAAUGUCUGUGGAUGUGAAGGGUGGUGAAAUGGAAUCCCUGCCUGGGACUGUGGACAUUGUGAAGCAGCAACAGGACAUGAGAAAAAAAAUGCGAGACGAGCAGAAAGCUCGGCAGACAGAAAAAGAACUUGGAAAAGCAGAGAAGGCAGCAGAGCAGAAGGCAAAAGAAGAAAAGAAAGAGGAAAAGAAAGCCAAAAAGGAGGCUUCAAAGGCUGCACCAAGCAAGGAACUGCAGGCUUCAAAAAAGCAGAAGUUGGAGAAUGAGGAUCGCCCCAGGGCUCGCAAAGCUCGGGUCACUUCUUUGAUGUCCACACCUUGCAAAGUUUGGGACCCACAUGGCAAGAGCAGUCCAAAGAAGGGAAAGAAUGCCGACAAGGUGAUGAAGGAAAGCACUCCAGGAAAGAAACCGGAAGCUACCCCAAAGAAGGUGAAAGAGCGUCGAAAAAGGGAGGCCAAAACAUUGCAAGCUUGCAAGCUUUGAUGAAACUUAAGCGACAGAAGCAGCUCCUCCCUCAUGUUUUGAAUGACUUGACGGAACCCCAGGACGAAGGAAAAAUGAGCUACAUGGUGGUGCCGGAUGCAUCCUGUGGUGAGUGUGCAUCUUCGAUCCUUGUGGUGCUAUCUGCCCAGCAGUUCUGCAUCUCUCACUCAAAAGGGGAUGAGAAGAUCAAAGCUGAUUCCAGUGGUCGAAGCACAGUGUCAUGGAACAAGUAUGAGGACAUGGGCAAAGCGACCUAAGGUGGCUUCAUGCGAAGCAUUUGGCUGGCUGGUUGCCUGCUGCUGAUGACACGGGCUCUGUGGAGAAAGUUAAGCGCAAACGUGACCGCUCCUGACUGCUUUAAAUCCUAGGAUUUUCUAAGGGUGCCAUGUAUGUGGAGGGAGGGAACGAAGCGUCCCUGCGGUAACCCUUCCACUGGCUUGGGUUGUUUCAAGAGCUGUGCUAAAGGCCGGC